AUGGGGUCUUACAGGAACACCGCCUAUGCCAUACAUGUGCUUCGUGUUGCACCAGCCAUCACGGUCUCAGUCAACGGCUCCUUCAACAGCUCCAUGUAUCCGAAGUUGGCAGAUGUCCGCUUCUCCGAAUCACGCCGCCUGCAGCGGUACUUGUUGGAAAACCCCGCAUGGUACGUGCCGGAUCUGGAUAUGGUUUCGAACUCCACGAUCGAGGUCUUGAUGAACUCUGUCGUGCUGGCGCCCCAGGGGCCGCUAGCGCUGGAAAGGAAGCACAGCCCUGUGCCAGUCUUGUCUGCAAGUCGGUGCAGCGACAUUUGUGGAAACACCACAGCUGGCUUCGGCAACGACUGCAUCUAUGAAAAGGAGGUUGACUUGCCAGUGCCUCUUUGCCUUGGUCAGCAAACUUCGCAAAGACUUAACUUGGAGAAGUGCGAUCUCAGCGUUGCCGGCAAAAGCUCGACUUUGCUGGAAUGGCUUCAAGAUGUCAACGUGAGUGGCAAGUUCGUGAUGCUUGGCGAUUUCAAGAAGGAGGGCGGCUCCAUGCAUUUGCCCUUUGAGGCUUCGGUUGUGGGCCUGUACAACAGCUUUCGCCUAUCAGUACCAUUGUCAUCCUUGGCUGGCGGAGUGCAGCUGGAUAUUGCUGUGACCCAAGAUCCCACAAGUUCCGAGGACUUGACCAUUCCUUUGGUCAUUGUCUCUCAUCCCCCCGCUGUUCAGCUUCAUCUGAAUUGCUCUACGUCUGACUGCUUCUUCAUGCCUGAGAUCAACAGUGAGAUCGCCCGUACGGAGUAUGCUCUUUGCGGUGAUGUGGAUGCUGUUCACAGCGUGUCUGCUACCGUUGAUGACCCGCGAUUUAAGGUCAUUCCACAGGAGUCACAGGAAGCAAAGCAGUGUACCGGCCAAGGUUGGGACAUGAGCACGGAGUUCCGGGUGACUCGCGUGGAAGACUGCGCCUGGUGUGAGUACUACGUACCAUGGGAUGCAGGUUAUGACCUCGUUGUGAGACGCUCCAUCUCACUCUGCUUGAAAACUGCCGUGGACUUCGAGAAGCCCCACGCUUUGGAGAAAAUCCUGAGACCAACGCGCCACAAAGGCGAUGAGCACAACAAGUGCGUGGACAAGGCAGGCCUCUUGGGUGAUGCGAUCCGAAAGACGCAGGACACCCAAAUGCUCCGUGUACUGCUCAAGAUGGAUGCUGACCCAUCUGCUCUCAGCAGGGGCCAGACUCCACUUCAGAUCGCCGCUGCUCGUGGCUACCUUGAUGCCAUGGAGCAGCUGCUGAACAAAACGGCUUCGACAGACGGCUCCCUAGCAGCAGCAGCUUCCCACUGCCAAGUGGAGGCCGUGGAGAUGUUGCAAACGUGUACCGCUCGGAGCUUCAAGUCCUUCAGAACCCUUCAAAUUCUAGCUCAAAUAACGGUAAGGACUCAGAAGACUGGGGCGAAGCAAGAAGCAACAUAA
This is a messenger RNA of Symbiodinium sp. CCMP2592, 1461 nucleotides long. The record is from the annotation of a GenBank genome assembly. Lineage: Eukaryota; Dinophyceae; Suessiales; Symbiodiniaceae.